Molecule: messenger RNA, 1296 nt
Organism: Spathaspora passalidarum NRRL Y-27907
Lineage: Eukaryota; Fungi; Ascomycota; Pichiomycetes; Serinales; Debaryomycetaceae
Product: cysteine protease
Exons: 1
Molecular function (GO): protein-phosphatidylethanolamide deconjugating activity
Source: RefSeq, a predicted model, not a curated record
GCUUCCUUAAACUCCUCCCAACUACACCUUACCACUCAUGUCCGAAGAAACAGCCCCCGGCGACACUACUACUACCACCAAUGAUUCCAUCGAAGUCGUGCUUCAAACAAAUCUAAAUCGAUUUACUUCGUUUGUGCGAGAAUUGUCAGGGACAACCUCCCAGGAGAAUACCCCAGACAACACUGAACCAUCCCCUCUUGUUGUACUAGGUGAGCAAUACACCAGUUUGGAAGAUGCGGAACACAGUAUACUGAACAAGCUUUGGCUUUCUUAUCGUUGUGGAUUUGAUCCGAUAACGAAAGCACCAGAUGGUCCUACCCCAAUAUCAUUCUUUCCCUCACUUGUAUUCAACAAGAGGCUAUUCACGACAGUAAGGAGUUUGUUUGACCUGGAGAAUUUCAACUCCGAUGUGGGUUGGGGCUGUAUGAUCAGAACGUCCCAGAGUUUGCUUGCUAAUGCGUUGAUGAAGUUGCAACCCAGUGCUGAACACGAGGUUAUUAACUUGUUUCAAGAUAAUAUCGCGUCUGCGUUCUCGCUUCACAAUUUUAUUAGAGUUGCCUCUGAACUGCCAUUGGAAGUGAAACCAGGACAAUGGUUUGGCCCUAAUGCUGCGUCAUUAUCCACCAAGAAGCUUCUUGAUGGCAUGAAAGGCAAGACUAUACAAGGAGUAAAGUAUCCACACGUUUUUAUAAGUGAGAAUUCGGAUUUGUACGAUGAAGAAAUUGAAGAAUUGCUAGUCGAGUCAAGUGUGUUGAUACUAUUCCCUGUUCGCCUUGGUAUUGACAAUGUCAACUCUUAUUAUUAUGACUCGAUUUUCCAGCUAUUGGCGUGCCCAUUCACAGUAGGCAUAUCUGGAGGCAAGCCCUCGUCGAGCUUCUACUUUCUAGGUUAUCAAGAUCAGGAUUUACUAUACUUUGACCCUCACCUGCCACAACUUUAUGAAAACCCAAUAAACUACACCACUUACCAUACCAACAACUACCAGCGAUUGCACAUACACAUGCUUGAUCCAUCAAUGAUGGUUGGGAUAUUGGUCAAGGAUAAGUCAGAAUAUAAGGAGUUUAAGCGAUGUUGCACAGAGAAUGCCAACAAGAUAGUCCAUUUCCACCCCCAACAAUCGCCAGUGAUAUCGGCUGCUAACCAAUCGUGGGAAGUUGUUGAGGAUGAAGAUGAUUUUGUUAAUUUGAAUGUGGGAAAACUGGAGGAGGACGAGGACGAGGGCGAGGAUGAGGGCGAGGAUGAUUUUGUAGAUUUGUCGCCUAGAACUAGGUGAGAAUGUACAUUAUGCUAUGUCUA